AUGGUGGCGGACAUCGGGUACGACGACCUCACCCAAUCCACGACCGGCAUCAUGGCGCGAUUCGGCGGCUCGCUGGAGACGGCGGAGGAGCACGCGCACAUCGGCACGGUGGACGUGGUUACCGGCUUCGCGGGGGCCUUCGCCAUCUUCCUGGCGCUGUUCCAGAGGAAGCGCACCGGCUCGGCGGAGAAGGCGCAGACGUCGCUGGCCUCCGUGGGCCAGAUGGUGCAGGUGCCCUACUGCUUCGACGGCGCUCUUCGCGGGGAGUGGAACGAGCCCAAGGGAGUGUGCGUCGGCGAGCACUUCCUCUACCACAGCUACAAGUGCCGGGACGACGUUUGGGGGUUCCUGGCCGCCACAGGGCAGCAUCCGUGGCCCGAGCAGCUUGCAGAGGGCAAGGACGCCAUGGUGUCGCUGGGGAUCCCCUGCGAAGACGUGUCCAGCCUGACGCAGUAUUUCGCUACGCUGUCUUUCGAGGAGCACCAGGCUGUGUUCAGGAACAAAGGGAUCACGUUCGUCCGCAUCGGCAGCUUCAGUGACCUGGACCGGAAGCCCCAGCCCAAACACAAGACUUUCCACUUCGUGAAGACCCUUGCGGACCACAACCCAUCGGGGCGGGACGUGACCUAUUUCGGAAACUCCGUGCGCUCAAGGAACUGGGAGGUCUGCGAGCUGCCAGAGCUGCCCAAGUAUGGCAAAGACACUCGCGCCGUCCUGCAGGACGUCGCCGAGCUGCCCCCCGCAAAGGUCGACUGCAUGCUGGCCGGGGGCAAGUCCGCCGCCGAGUCGCUCGGGGCCGCCUUUCCCGACUCGAGCGGCGUCUGGGAGUUGAGCGGCUUCCAGGCAGCGAGGGGGCCCAGGGCCUCCAGGCUCGAGAGGCCUGGCGGCUUCUGGUGCGCCAGCGCCGCGUGCGCCUCGCACGCGUCCGCCCCGCCCGGGGACGUCGCCGAGAAGCUCGCCGAGAAGCUCGGCGGAGCUCGCAAGCUCCAGCAGGCCUCCCUCCUCCUGGUCUUUGCCGCCGAGAAGACCAGCGCCGAGAGCGUCAAGACCAUCGCCAGGACGCUGGCGGCGAAGGCCCAGGCCGACGGCAGCGCCCUCGCGGUGCACGGCGGCCGCUCGCAGAGCGGCGUGGCCACGGAGGCGGGCAUCGGCUACGAGGGCGUCGUGGCCUUUGUCGUCGCCGACCCGCAGGGCCGCUACUCUUCUGGCGAGGGCAGGGUGCCCCCGAAGACCGACGGCGAGGGGCACGCGCAGGCGAGCCGUUCCGCCGGCGCCGCGGCGGCGACGGCGGCCCUGCAGCGCGUCGGCCUCACGGCGGAGCAGCUCGAGAGCGACCCGCCCGCUUUCGCGCUCUUCUCCGCCGCCGCGGCGGGGGCGGAGGAGGAGGUCCUGCUGGGCGUGCAGGACGUCCUGGGAGAGACGCUUAUCUUUGGGGGCACGUCUGGAGGCGACAUCGCCGGCCAGGACUUCGUCAUCACGGCCGGGCUCGAGGUUGUUCCAGACACCGUUUGCGUGACUCUCGCUUGGCCUACUGUGCCGAUCUUCACCAAGCUCAGCGCCAUGCACUCUGACAUCAUUGCCGAGGGCAAAGUGACCAAGGUGAGCAACGGAGGAAGGACAAUCGAAACAAUUGACGACCAGCCCGCGUUCGACCGCUACAAAAUCUGGAGCGAGGCAUCAGGUAGAAGCGAAGUGAAGCCCGGCACCGACUUGUUUUUGGAGCCCGAGACGGCCCUAUACCCCAUGGCCGAACCCCACACGGACGCGUCUGGAGCCAGAUGCUACAAGAUGCUCCUCGCACGGACGGGCACAGCGGGGGGGUCGCUGGAACUGUUUACGGCGAUGCAGGAGGGCGACCAUAUCGUCAUGAUGAAGGCAACGAGGGAGGGGCUGGCCUCCGGGGUAGAGCGCCUCGUCGCAGACGUUGCGGACAGCGGGCCGCUGGCGCAGGGCGUCCUCGGCGGCCUCGUCAUGUUCAGCGCCGGCGUCGCGAGGGCGCUCGGGGAGGAGGCCAUGUCCGAGGCCAUGUCCAAGGUCGUGCUCGGCCUGAAGGGCUGCCCCAUCGCUGGACAGCUCACCCUGGGGCAGGUGGGGCCCGCAGGCUACAGGGAUCGCACCACGGGGGAGCCGGACGGCUCCGACAACGGCCCGAACAGGCACGGCAACCUCAUGCUGAACGUCCUCCUCUUCGGGGCGCCCGCUCCGAGCAGCGACGCCGCCGCUGGCGGCCUGACCGGCGCGGUCUCGAACGCGGCGAAAGGUAUCGCAGACAAGGCGACGGGCCUCGUGGACCAGGCGGCGGGCCUCGCGGACAAGGCGGCGGGCCUCGCGAAGAAGCCGAAGAAAGCGAAGGUAGCGAAGGACAAGAAGUGA
Messenger RNA from Prorocentrum cordatum, 2373 nucleotides. The record is from the annotation of a GenBank genome assembly. NCBI's taxonomy places the organism in Eukaryota, Dinophyceae, Prorocentrales, Prorocentraceae.